This is a messenger RNA of Cuculus canorus (common cuckoo), 3198 nucleotides long. It is a transcript of the gene KATNB1, whose product is annotated as katanin regulatory subunit B1. Bases 289 to 2271 code for a protein of 660 amino acids. Gene Ontology annotation, molecular function: microtubule binding. Gene Ontology annotation, biological process: microtubule depolymerization; microtubule severing. The transcript has 19 exons. NCBI's taxonomy places the organism in Eukaryota, Metazoa, Chordata, Aves, Cuculiformes, Cuculidae. The record is from RefSeq and is a predicted model, not a curated record. Gene Ontology annotation, cellular component: katanin complex.
CGCGGGGCGCCGCUCGGGCCGUUGUCAGGCGGCGGCUGCGGCGUAGGGGGUAGCGUGGGGGUCGCAGGCGCCGGUCGCACCGAGCAGCGUCACCGUCACCACCGGAGCUCCCCUUGUAGCUCCUCCCGCCGCGGCGGCCCGGGCCACGCUCUCCUCGCGAUGCUGCCCCGCGGCGGGGCCGGGCCGCGGCCCUGACCCGGCCGGAGCCUCCUCGCCUCAGGGAUGGCCCCGCGGCCCUAGGGCGGCCCGGGGAGGGGGGAAGGCGCUGCGACCCUGUCCGCCGCAGCCAUGGCCGGCGCCGUCGCCACCAAGACGGCGUGGAAGCUGCAAGAGAUCAUGGCUCACAGCAGCAAUGUAUCCUCACUAGUCCUGGGGAAAAGUUCAGGCCGGCUGCUGGCAACUGGAGGAGACGACUGUCGGGUCAACAUAUGGUCAGUUAACAAGUCCAACUGCAUCAUGAGCUUGACAGGCCAUACAAAGCCCAUUGAGAGCCUACAGAUCAACAUGAAUGAGGAACUCGUUGUUGCAGGGUCCCAGUCAGGGUCCAUUCGAAUUUGGGACUUGGAAGCUGCCAAAAUUCUUCGUACCUUACUCGGUCACAAAGCGAAUAUCUGCAGCCUUGAUUUCCAUCCUUACGGAAACUUUGUGGCAUCUGGCUCUUUGGACACAAACAUUAAGCUCUGGGAUGUAAGAAGAAAAGGCUGUGUCUUCAGGUACAAGGGUCACACGGAAGCAGUUCGAUGUCUCCGCUUUAGUCCUGAUGGGAAAUGGUUAGCCUCUGCUGCUGAUGAUCACACUGUAAAACUGUGGGAUCUGGCUGCUGGGAAGAUAAUGUUUGAAUUUACAGGACAUACUGGCCCAGUAAAUGUUGUUGAAUUCCAUCCCAAUGAAUACCUUUUGGCUUCUGGCAGCUCUGACAGGACUGUUCGGUUCUGGGACUUGGAGAAGUUUCAAGUUGUGAGCUGUAUUGAAGAGGAGGCUACUCCCGUCAGGUGUGUGCUUUUCAACCCAGAUGGCUGCUGUUUGUAUAGUGGCUUCCAGGAUUCACUGCGUGUGUACGGCUGGGAGCCAGAGCGCUGUUUUGAUGUUGUCUUGGUGAACUGGGGAAAAGUAGCUGACUUAUCUAUCUGCAACAACCAGUUGAUAGGAGUUUCCUUUGCGCAAAGCACAGUCUCUUCCUUCGUUGUGGAUCUCAGCAGAGUCACAAAGUCGGGUUCCAUCCCUCAUGGGCUGAUCAGGGACGAUGAGCCUCUUGUGCCACCUACCCCCAUGGGGUCCUCCCUUCGCCGCAUCUAUGACAGGCCGUCCACAAGCUGUAGCAAGCCACAAAGCAGAGUGAAGCACAACUCAGAGAGCGAGAGGCGAAGUCCCAGCAGUGAAGAUGACCGGGAUGAGAAGGAAUCAAAGGCUGAGAUCCAGAACCAGGAGGAUUACAAAGAGAUUUUCCAGCCCAAGAAUGCUAUCUGUCGAACUCCUCCUCGAAACGAACCCUUUCCAGCCCCUCCUGAGGAUGAGCCCAUAGCUGCAAAGGAAGCAGUGAAGUCCAGCCAAGCUGUGGAUGUCCAGAUCUCAUUGCCAAAGCAAGAACUUGUCAGUGCGUCUGAUCCGGUUCAGAGGCCACCAAUUGCCUCCUCAACUCCUUUCACCAGAACAGAGCCGUCAGUGAUUCCUGCAGCCAGGAACGAGCCCAUUGGCUUGAAGGCUUCUGACUUUCUACCAGCUGUGAAAAACCAAAGCCAGACUGAGCUUGUGGACGAGGAAGCCAUGUCCCAGAUCAGGAAAGGCCACGAGACCAUGUGCGUGGUGCUCACCAGCCGCCACAAAAAUCUGGACACCGUGCGGGCUGUAUGGAGCACCAGUGACAUCAAGAACUCUGUGGACUCUGCAGUGGCGAUCAAUGAUCUGUCUGUUGUUGUGGACCUCUUGAAUAUUGUCAACCAAAAAGCGUCUCUCUGGAAGUUGGAUUUGUGUACUAUAAUCCUGCCACAGAUAGAAAAACUACUCCAAAGCAAGUAUGAAAGUUAUGUGCAGACUGGCUGCACCUCCCUGAAACUCAUUCUCCAGAGAUUCCUGCCACUGAUCACAGACAUGCUCGCUGCACCACCUUCUGUUGGAGUGGACAUCUCCAGAGAGGAAAGGCUCCAUAAAUGCAAGCUGUGCUACAAGCAGUUGAAAAACAUCAGCAACAUUGUCAAGAACAAGUCUGGGCUCAGCGGCCGUCAUGGUAGUGCCUUUCGGGAACUGCAUCUCCUCAUGGCUGUCCUAGAGUGACAGCUGCCACCUCCUCACGUGCAAGCACAGGUGACCAAGCUCCCCUCUGCUCUUGGUCCAGCUGGAUUUCACCUCUCCUCAUGUGUCCAUCUUCCCCCCACAGCACCGUAGGGAAGUGGAAUCUCGGCUGGUCACUGGGUGGAGGUCCCAGGUGGAGACAUACCUCUGCUGUAUGAGGGGAUGGGGCUGGCAGAGGGCCCCCUAAAGCCUCUGUAGGGAAGUGGCUUCAUUUUGGCUCUUCAUCUCAGCAUCAGGCUCCCAGCUGCUCUGUUUCUGUGUGCUGGCAUUUCCCUGAUAGGAGGGCUCCGAACCUGCUGUUUGCCCUUCCUUCGCCUGUCUGCGCUGUCGGUUCUCAUCGCUCUCAUGGCUCUGUGGGCUGGGGCAGCACUGGGGGCUGCAGUGCCUGCCCCACCGAAGCCUGCUGUGCCGUGGAGCACCCUUUCCCUGCAGAAGGGACUUCUUCAGCUGCUGCAUGGGACCAGCCCCUUCGGCUUGCUUCGUCACACGAGCCAGGACACCGUGCCACUGUGCCCGGUGUGGUCUCAAGGACUUGUAUUGAGAGGAAGCUGUCUCUCAGCUUCUCCAAAAUCCCUGCUGGCACUCUGGGCCACAGAAGAUUCCUAUCUUCAGACUGUUGCUGGGAACUGAGGUGUACCUGGAUCUGUUAAAAUAUGUGACUUAAACAGGACUUGUAUGUGUUUGCCUUUGGGGUAAGGAUUUGGGAGGGUGGAGGAAGAGAAGGGACACGGACUGAUGUCUUCCUACAUCCACUGGACCGUUCUUUAGAACUGGUUUUCCCCCACCCCCCCAAUAAAUGUCUGUCAGAACCUUUCUGUCUCUCUCUUCUUUGCUGUGGGGAAAGAGGUUCCUGUUGGUGCUUCCCCUGCUCCUACCAGCCUGUCUCCCAUUUUUUACACUGGAGCCCGU